Penicilliopsis zonata CBS 506.65 is the source of this 642-nucleotide messenger RNA. RefSeq lists its product as hypothetical. Gene Ontology annotation, molecular function: hydrolase activity, hydrolyzing O-glycosyl compounds. Gene Ontology annotation, biological process: xylan catabolic process. The transcript has 2 exons. NCBI's taxonomy places the organism in Eukaryota, Fungi, Ascomycota, Eurotiomycetes, Eurotiales, Aspergillaceae. Bases 1 to 642 code for a protein of 213 amino acids. The record is from RefSeq and is a predicted model, not a curated record.
AUGAAAGCAUUCCUUCUAUCCGCUCUCGCCACUCUUUCUCUGGCGUCGGCGCCUCCUGCCAAACGCCAGAUCACAACCAGCACGACCGGAACCAGCGAUGGAUGGUACUAUUCCUUCUGGACGAACGGCGGCGGGACCGUCGACUACACGAACGAUGACGGGGGAGAGUAUACCGUCACCUGGGAGGACUGUGGGGAUUUCACCUGCGGCAAGGGAUGGGAGGUGGGAAGCGAGAGGGACAUUACCUUUUCUGCCGACUUUUCACCGUCUGGAAACGCAUACCUGGCCGUGUACGGGUGGACGGAAAACCCGUUGAUCGAGUACUACAUCCUGGAGAACUACGGGGACUACGAUCCCGGAACGGAGAUGACAUACAUGGGUAGCGUGGAGAGCGACGGCUCGCUGUAUUACAUCUACGAGCAUGAGCAGGUGGACCAGCCGUCGGUGGAGAGCGACUCGUCUACCUUUAUGCAGUACUGGUCUAUCCGCGUGGAUCUGCGCUCCGAGGGAACCGUGACGACUGCCAACCACUUUGCGGCCUGGGAGGAGCUGGGGAUGAGUCUGGGGAGCGACUUUAACUACCAGAUCAUGUUGACGGAGGGGUAUGAGAGCAGUGGCAGCUCUAUCGUUACUGUGUCUUAG